CUUCAUGUGGCUGUCACAAAACAGAGCUGCAUUUAGUAUAAAAACUUGUCUAAAUCCACUGCAACUUGAAUUUAUUCAUAAAACUAGUAUAAUUUCUAUUCAUAAAAUAUUUGUAUUGUGAGCAGCAAAAUGGCAAGUGCUGUCAUGACAUCUCUGCCUCAGUUCAAUGGUCUCAGAGCCAAUUCUUCACCAGUUUCUCCUGUCAAAAGCUUGGUAGCAGUUCAGCCAAUGAAACACAAAGGGAAUGGAGCUCUGGGAGCUCGCUGUGAUUUUAUUGGAUCGUCCACAAACUUGAUAAUGGUGACUUCUACAAGCUUGAUGCUUUUCGCGGGAAGAUUUGGAUUAGCACCAUCAGCAAAUAGGAUGGCGACUGCAGGUUUGAAGCUCGAAGCUAGGGACUCUGGACUACAAACAGGGGACCCUGCUGGUUUCACUCUUGCGGAUACCUUGGCCUGUGGAACUGUCGGUCACAUCAUUGGAGUUGGAGUUGUUCUCGGGCUUAAGAACAUUGGUGCUAUUUGAACAUUUGUUCUGAUUUAAGCUGUUAAUAACAAAUUCUUGUUUCAACCUUUCA
Daucus carota subsp. sativus is the source of this 574-nucleotide messenger RNA. RefSeq names its product photosystem I reaction center subunit psaK, chloroplastic. Bases 130 to 522 code for a protein of 130 amino acids. Lineage: Eukaryota; Viridiplantae; Streptophyta; Magnoliopsida; Apiales; Apiaceae. Gene Ontology annotation, cellular component: photosystem I; membrane. The record is from RefSeq and is a predicted model, not a curated record. Gene Ontology annotation, biological process: photosynthesis. The transcript has 3 exons.